This is a messenger RNA of Eremothecium gossypii ATCC 10895, 1560 nucleotides long. RefSeq names its product Fen2p (gene FEN2). The transcript has a single exon. The record is from RefSeq and is marked provisional. The coding region runs from base 1 to 1560 and encodes 519 amino acids. Gene Ontology annotation, molecular function: pantothenate transmembrane transporter activity. Gene Ontology annotation, cellular component: plasma membrane. Gene Ontology annotation, biological process: pantothenate import across plasma membrane. Lineage: Eukaryota; Fungi; Ascomycota; Saccharomycetes; Saccharomycetales; Saccharomycetaceae.
AUGCCGCUGCGACACGAAGGAGUGGCAACGAAGAUGGCUGGUAGACGCGAGAGUGCGCCGAGUUCGCACGAGGACCGGCGAGUGACUAAGAGGAUGAGCGAUGCACUAUCGCUGGCAGAGCGCGACACGCCGCCAAAGGACCACCAGAAGGGCGAGCCCGCAGUCAAUGAGCGGAUACUCCUGUACAAGAUCGACCUGUUCGUGCUCUCGUUCGUGUGUCUACAGUAUUGGAUCAAUUACGUGGACCGCGUGAGCUUUGGCAACGCGUACGUGUCGGGCAUGGACAAGGAGCUGGGCCUGCACGGCAAUCAGUUCAACGUGAUCAACACUUGCUUCACGGUGGGAUACAUCCUGGGGAUGCUGCCCAACAACCUGCUGCUGCUCGUGCUGCCGCCGCGGAUAUGGCUGAGCGUCUGCACGCUGGGGUGGGGCCUGCUGACGCUGGCGAUGUACCGUGCGACCUCAUUCGAGUACUGCUGCGCGGUGCGGUUUUUCCAGGCGGUCUUCGAGAGCUGCACGUUCAGCGGCACGCACCUAAUCCUAGGCUCCUGGUACAAGGAAAACGAGCUCGCGCUCCGGAGCGCGGUGUUCACGGCGUCCGGCCUCAUCGGGUCGAUGUGCAGCGGGAUGAUGCAGGUUGCAAUCUUUGACGCCAUGGACGGGCGCCGCGGCAUAUCCGGCUGGCGCUGGCUGUUCAUCAUCGACUUCCUGGUCACAGUGCCCAUAGCCAUCUACGGCUUCAUCUUCUUCCCCGGCACGCCGGACCACAACCGUGCCGACACGUCGGCACUUGUGUUCAGCAAGGCCGAGCUGCGCUACGCGCGUGCGCGCCUGCCCGCGCGCGACGAGCGCGCCCGCCUGGACCUCUCUGUGUUCCACCGGGUCCUAGGCCGCUGGCACUGGUGGCUUUUCAGUCUGCUGUGGGUUGCCGGCGGCGAGAACAUCUCCUUUGCCUCGAACUCCACCUUCUCGCUCUGGCUGGCCAACCGCGGCUACUCGCUUGCCCAGCGCAACCGCUACCCCAUGGGCAUCUUCGCCGUCGGUAUCGCCGCCACCUUCGCGUCCGCAUUUUACAUGGACCGGUGCCGCUGCAGCCAGCACUGGCACGUCGCGCUUGCCAUCACCGCCGUCAUGUGCAUCGUCGCCGUCCUCAUCCGCAGCAACCCGCUCUCGCCCGCCAUCAUGUUCGCCGCCCAGUACCUGGGCGGCGUGGCCUACGCGGGCCAGGCCAUCUUCUUCUCCUGGGCCAACAUUGUGUGCCAGAGCGACCUACAGGAGCGUGCCAUUGUCCUGGCCUCGAUGAACAUGUUCUCCGGCGCGGUCAACGCCUGGUGGUCCCUGCUCUUCUACAGCGCUACUACUGUCCCGCACUUCCGCAACGGCUGCUACGCUCUUCUCGGAACCAGCAUUGUGAGUGCCCUCAUCUCCGUCAUCGUUCGCUUGCUCCAGCUGCGCGAGCAGCGUCGCAAGCUGGCCGACCUGCCUGCCAACCUGAACUACGUGGGUGCUGACACUUCGCUGGAGGACCCACUGGCUACAGAUAGCCACAGGAGUCCCUGA